CAUUAUCAGUUGAUUUCAGACAGAUAAAGAAACCAUUUUUACGCUCUCUCUGAUCUUCCAUUUUUCUUCUCUCUCUUCCUCAACCACUGCCCCACUUUUUCUUUCAUCAAAAUGGCUGUAGCCAUGGCUGCUUGUAGUCUUGGACUUCACUUGAGUGCUGAUAACACCUUCAGAGCUUUCGAAAAAACCACUGUCUUCAAGGGCUCCUCUGCUGCUGAUGCUACCAAACUAUGUUACAUUACUCACAAAACAAGAUUAUCAUCUUCAGGAAUAACAAUCAUCCCACGAGCAUCAACAGUUACUGGUACUGUGGAGGAUGGGAAUCAAGGAGAGACUGAUACCAUUCCAACUCCGAUAGUUAUAAUUGAUCAAGACUCUGAUCCAGAUGCAACGGUGGUUGAGAUAACCUUUGGUGAUCGCCUUGGUGCUCUUCUUGACACUAUGAAUGCGUUGAAAAACUUGGGGCUGAAUGUUGUUAAGGCAAAUGUGUUUUUGGAUUCUUCUGGCAAGCACAACAAGUUUUCCAUCACAAAAGCUGAUUCUGGUAGAAAAGUGGAAGAUCCGGAGUUAUUAGAGGCAAUCCGUUUGACAAUUUUAAAUAAAAUGAUUCAGUAUCACCCGGAAUCAAGCGCCCAAUUAGCUCUGGGAGCAGCUUUUGGACUUGUGGCUCCAUCGGAGCAGGUUGAUGUAGAGAUAGCAACCCACAUAACCAUAUCCGAUGAUGGCCCAGAUAGAAGUUUGCUGUAUGUGGAGACAGCAGAUCGACCUGGAUUACUGGUGGAUCUUGUAAAGAUUAUUACUGACAUUAACAUUGCUGUUGAAUCUGGAGAAUUUGACACUGAGGGACUCUUGGCUAAGGCAAAGUUUCAUGUGAACUACAAGGAUAAAGCUCUAAUCAAGCCUCUCCAGCAGGUUCUUGUUAACAGUUUGAGAUAUUUCUUGAGGCGACCUUCGACUGAAGAAUCUAGUUUUUGAGUGCCAAUUAUCACAACUUUCAACAACAACUGCAACACAUCCUCUGCAAUAUAAUUGCACCAUGUAUUCUUCUCCAUUUAUACUGCUUUUACUAAUAAAAUUUGAUAAAACUGUGAAUCAUUGUAAAGUCAACGUUGCCAAUUUCUUAUUUUAAACUCGUUUCUGAA
Messenger RNA from Vigna angularis (adzuki bean), 1142 nucleotides. RefSeq names its product ACT domain-containing protein ACR11. The coding region runs from base 112 to 975 and encodes 287 amino acids. The record is from RefSeq and is a predicted model, not a curated record. NCBI's taxonomy places the organism in Eukaryota, Viridiplantae, Streptophyta, Magnoliopsida, Fabales, Fabaceae. Gene Ontology annotation, cellular component: chloroplast stroma; chloroplast thylakoid membrane. The transcript has 10 exons.